AUGGGUGUGAGGCUGUCCCAGGGCAUGAUGUUGCUGCUGCUGCUGCUACUGGGACUGGGGACUCGGGGAGCCAGAGCCUCAAGAGCUUGUGGACAGCCCAGGAUGCUCAACAGGAUGGUGGGCGGCCAGGAUGCCCUGGAGGGCGAGUGGCCCUGGCAGGUCAGCAUCCAGCACAACGGGAGCCACGUCUGUGGGGGCAGCCUGAUCUCGGAGCAGUGGGUCCUGACAGCUGCGCACUGUUUUACCAACACUUCGGAGACGUCCCUCUACCGGGUCCUGCUGGGUGCGCGGCAGCUUGUGCAGCCAGGGCCGCACUCCAGCUAUGCCCGGGUAAGGCGGGUGGAGAGCAACCCGCUGUACGAGGGCAUGGCCUCCAGUGCUGACCUGGCCCUGGUGCAGCUGGAGCAGCCAGUGACCUUCACCAACUACAUCCUCCCUGUGUGCGUGCCCGACUCCUCAGUUGUCUUUGAGGCGGGCAUGAGCUGCUGGGUCACCGGCUGGGGCAGCCCCAGUGAGCAAGACCGCCUGCCCAGUCCCCGGGUGCUGCAAAAGCUCAAGGUGCCCAUCAUGGACACACCACGGUGCAACCUGCUGUACAGCAAGGAUGCUGUGGCCGGUUUCCAGCCCAAGACCAUCAAGGAGGACAUGCUCUGUGCCGGCUUUGCAGAGGGCAAGAGAGAUGCCUGCAAGGGUGACUCAGGAGGCCCCCUUGUGUGCCUCGUGGGCCAGGUGUGGCUGCAGGCUGGGGUGAUCAGCUGGGGUGAAGGCUGUGCUCGCCGGAACCGCCCAGGUGUCUACAUGCGGGUCACCGCCCACCACCACUGGAUCCACCAGAUCAUCCCAGACCUGCAGUUUCAAUCGGGGAGGUUGGGGGGCCAGAGAGGAGACACCCGGGGCCAGCAGCCUGUGGACCAGAACUUGGCGCCCUGCCUGGUGGCCCAUACAGUCCUGCUAGGCCUCACAGUGCUGCUGGCCGCCCUCUGA
Ochotona princeps (American pika) is the source of this 984-nucleotide messenger RNA. It is a transcript of the gene PRSS27, whose product is annotated as serine protease 27. The transcript has 6 exons. Gene Ontology annotation, biological process: proteolysis. The coding region runs from base 1 to 984 and encodes 327 amino acids. Lineage: Eukaryota; Metazoa; Chordata; Mammalia; Lagomorpha; Ochotonidae. The record is from RefSeq and is a predicted model, not a curated record. Gene Ontology annotation, molecular function: serine-type endopeptidase activity.